This is a messenger RNA of Rhopilema esculentum, 1130 nucleotides long. NCBI's taxonomy places the organism in Eukaryota, Metazoa, Cnidaria, Scyphozoa, Rhizostomeae, Rhizostomatidae. The record is from RefSeq and is a predicted model, not a curated record.
ACUCUUACAUAAUUGACCUCAAAUUGUGAGAUAUUUCUCAUAUGUCCUCUAGGAGUGUCACUUACAGAUGAUACAGCUGAGACAGGAACGGGACCAUCUGCUCUAGCUGUCAGUAAAUUAACUAGUUCACUUCCUCCAUCAAAUCACGAAAUUAAUGCUGCCAAAGCGUCGCAUGGAGUACAUGAGAUGAUGAACAAAGCGAAGGCAUCGGGUGGUGCUGAACGAAUUGAUGCACCAUCAAAAGCAUUGGUUGCAACUGGAGAAAGCAAGACGCCAUUUUCUCAAGGCAUUGUUCCUAGGAAGGCUCAAACAAUGCCCAAACCGGAAUGGCAUGCACCAUGGAAAUUAAUGAGGGUAAUCAGUGGUCAUACUGGUUGGGUCAGGUGUGUCGCCGUGGAACCAGGCAACAAAUGGUUCUGUACCGGGUCUGCGGAUAGGACUAUAAAGAUCUGGGAUUUAGCAACUGGAAAAUUGAAGCUAUCAUUGACAGGUCAUGUCAGUACAGUUCGGGGGCUUGUCGUUAGUCCACGGCAUCCUUAUUUGUUUUCCUGCGGUGAAGACAAGCAAGUCAAGUGCUGGGAUCUUGAAUACAACAAGGUUAUACGUCAUUAUCACGGUCAUCUCAGUGCUUGCUACUGUAUUGGACUGCACCCCGCCAUCGAUGUUCUCUGCACCGGAGGGCGAGAUGCAACAGUUCGGGUUGGUGACAUGUUCAUUAUCAUCAAUGCUCAUCUUAAGCAUUUAAUCAGUGCAGAAUUUUUAACUUCAAAAACGUUCAAAGCUUGAAAUUUAUUGCAAUAUAGCAAUUUCUUAAUAAGGUCCUGUAUCAUACAGCAUCGUACAGGUAGCAUUCGUGUUUUCGAUUAUUCGUCAGCUUUUGAAAUUUGAUAGGUUAUUUUAUACCUUUGAUAGCAAUCAACGAUGCUUUUUAUUUACCAUGCCUAUCAGGGGUGAAAAAUAUUCUUUCCUGCAGCCACUUCUAUAUUAAUUGCCUUUUGUAGAUAAUGUUUAGGCUUUCGAGACAUUAUUUAAACUUCAUUCUUGUCUUGGCCUAUUUCGAUCCACAACUGGGUAUAUAUAUUUCCUAGCGUAGAGUUUUCGGUCUAUGUUUUGACGUUUUAAACUCUGAA